Gossypium raimondii (Peruvian cotton) is the source of this 2396-nucleotide messenger RNA. Its product is annotated as protein ALTERED PHOSPHATE STARVATION RESPONSE 1. The record is from RefSeq and is a predicted model, not a curated record. Lineage: Eukaryota; Viridiplantae; Streptophyta; Magnoliopsida; Malvales; Malvaceae. The coding region runs from base 274 to 2121 and encodes 615 amino acids. The transcript is spliced from 4 exons.
UCUGGCUCUCUGCCCCUAGUUGAUUUCACCAUCACCACCGAGUAGAGUAACAGCCAACAUUUUCAUGUUCGAAGAAGCUUUGUUUGCUGUGAAAGAUAGUUUUUUGAAGAUGAAAGACCCUCCAUUGGUGAAAGCUGCAGUGGUAAAAGCAAUAGAUCUUUAGACUAAGUAAAAUUAACUCACAGCUCAUUUUGUUUCCCUCUUUACUGUUUAGUUGCUUCAAAUUUUAGAAAAAAAAGUUGAUCUGUGGCAGAAGGGUGAAGCAAGAAAAAAAUGGGGUGUUGGUACUCAAGGAUCGAUAGGGAAGAGAUUGUUUCGCGUUGCAAGGCGAGAAAGAGAUACAUGAAACAGUUGGUUAAAGCAAGACAAGCUCUUGGUGCUUCACAUUCUAUGUAUCUACGCUCUUUACGAGGCACAGGCUCAGCUCUCCUUCAGUUUUCCAGCAAUGAAACUACUACCCACUCCCACCACCAUACUACUCCGCCGCCUCAACAGCCGGCAUUGCCGCCGCCAAUGAGUCCUAGUUCAGACACUUGGACAUCUGCUAACACGGCCUCCCCUGUUCUGCCGCCGCCUUCUCCUCCUCAAUCCAGUAACUGGGACUUUUGGGAUCCAUUUGUUCCAGCUACAGAGUCACGGUCAGCCACAGAGGAGGAAUGGGAGGCUUCCACGUCAGUGCCUGAGGUGGCGGUCACCGCUACAAACCCCACGACCAGGGCUGCAAGCAUGGCACCGCCCCCUUCUGUGGUGAGUGGGUUCUCGAAAGAUACGGGAAGUGAGCUUGCUAUGGUGGUGUCGAGGAAUAGUAAAGAACUGGUGGAGAUCGUGAAAGAGGUCGAUGAGUAUUUUCUUAAAGCUGCUGAUGCUGGUAGCCAGCUCUCGUUGCUGUUAGAAGUUUCAAAUUCCAAUUUUCCUGCUCAAAGUAAAGUGUAUAACUAUGGUUGUAAUCUGACUACAACAACUUGGGCAUGGAAUCGAAAUUCAAAAAUGGAAGGAACUGGGAAGUUGGGAGGCGAUAGGACGGGAGAAAAUGGAAAUGUAGGUGGUACUAUUCUUAACAGUAGCCAUUCUUCUACUAUAGAGAGAUUGUAUGCUUGGGAGAAGAAAUUAUACGAAGAGGUCAAGACUGUGGAGACUAUAAGGAUGGAACAUGAGAAGCGGGUGGCCCAAUUGAGGAAGCUGGAGUUGAAGAGAGCUGACUAUGUCAAGACUGAAAAGACUAAGAAAGAGGUUGAAAAAUUAGAAUCCCAAAUGAUGGUUUCUUCACAGGCCAUUGAGACCAUAUCAGCGGAAAUCAUCAAACUGAGAGAGUCAGAGCUUUAUCCUCAACUCCUGGACCUUGUAAACGGGUUGAUGUGGAUGUGGAGAAGCAUGUACGAAAUUCACCAAGUUCACACACACAUAGUUCAGCAGCUCAAGUACCUUAACUUUAUGCCUUCUAACGAGCCAACAUCUGAGAUUCACAAGCAAUCAACUCUCCAGCUCGAGCUUGAAGUCCAGCAGUGGCAUUCUUCUUUCUGCAACUUAGUCAAGGCUCAACGAGACUACAUUCAGUCCCUAGCAGGUUGGCUCCGGCUUAGCCUUUUCCAGUUCAGCAAAGACCCACUUUUAAGAAACAAUGAGGAAUCGAAAAUUUACUCUUUUUGUGAAGAAUGGCAUCUUGCAAUUGACAGAAUUCCAGAUAAGGUAGCGUCUGAAGGAAUCAAGAGCUUCUUGACAGUAAUUCAUGCCAUCGUGGUCCAGCAAGCAGAAGAGUAUAAGCAAAAAAAGAAGGCAGAUUCUGCUUUGAAAGAUUUUGAGAAGAAGGCAGCUGAACUUAGAUCACUGGAAAGUAAGUAUGGCCCAUUUUCCUCCAUGCCUGAAAUGAACAAGUACCCUGUUGUAGAAAAACGAACAAAGGUGGAAAUGUUGAGAGCAAAGGCUGAAGAGGAGAAGAAUAAACAUGAGAAGUCAGCGAGUGUAACAAGAGCAAUGACUUUAAACAACCUACAAAUGGGGUUUCCUCAUGUCUUCCAGGCAAUGGUAGGAUAUUCAAGUGUAUGUAUGCAAGCAUUUGAAUCUGUCUACAAUCAAGCCAAGGGUAUUGAUCAGCAACAUGAUGUGAAGAGAAUACUUCCUUGAGAAAAGACUAACACUCUUGGAAUCAAAAUGAUGCUACCACUGAUACGUGUUCGGUAUUUGGAUCAAAGUCCAGACACGGAAGAAAAUUCCAGUCAAGUAGGAGUGUAGAAUUGUAUACCUUGUUUUAUUUCGUCAUUGGAAAGUGUUGAAUGCUUUGCAAGUUUCUGUUUAAAACCCUUUUUUGUUUGCCUUCUGAAUCAUGAAAUUAUGUUUUGGUAAUGAAUUGCUCCGAGAGCAACCAAGUGAAGCACUUGUAUUGCUUGAGAUUACAAGAA